Molecule: messenger RNA, 3712 nt
Organism: Procambarus clarkii (red swamp crayfish)
Lineage: Eukaryota; Metazoa; Arthropoda; Malacostraca; Decapoda; Cambaridae
Source: RefSeq, a predicted model, not a curated record
AUUUUAACAGCAAGAGAAGCGAUCAUUGAACUAACAACAACAAUUUUCACGUGUCGUCAUACAGGAGAUCGCCGGCCAGGAACGACCAGUGGGCAUAGCUGUCAUUCUUGUCAAGCCAACAGUUGGUUAUUUUGUAAUUACGAAUCCCCGAAUCAUUGGACAACAAUGAAUAAACAAAAUAAAAUUAUUCAUCUCUCAUCAAGAUUCAGAAGAAUAUGUAAUAAUGAACUAAAGGUAACACACCAGCAAUCGUACAGAACUGCUUGCAUAUAUAGACUCGGCUAUCAAAAUAUUUUAGAGAAAAAUGAGCCAUUACGAGAGUUUCAACGAAUGUUGUGCUUUACACCAAAACUCUCUAAAAUGUCUGUGACCAUGGCCACUCAACAACCAGGAAGAUUAAAGAAAAUGCUGAAGAAGAUAGGAUGGUUUGAUUAUUCAAAAUAUAAAUUAAAGCGAUCAGGAUAUCUGCUCUAUGGAAAUGCUUGUGACAGAGCUUUAGCAUCUGAUUUUUUUAGAGUUUGUGACUUGCCUGAUACCUUCUAUUCAUGGUUCUUGGUUACUGAACUUCAUAUUUGGAUGUUGAUGGUGCGACUCAUGGCUGAAGGAGAGGAAGGAAGGUAUACUCGAAAUUCUCUCAUUGAAGCACUUUGGGAAGAUUGUGAUGCAAGAUCCAAGAAACUUGGGUCUUUGGCACAAAGUGUACGUCAAGAACAAAUGCAGAGUAUUGGUUCUUCAUUUCAAGCAGCUCUCUUUGCUUAUGAUGAAGGUUUAAUGAGCGAUGAUCGUGUCUUAGCUUCAGCUUUGUGGCGAAGAUUGUUCUCCAGGAACUGCAAAGAUCCAGAGACAUUAGAAUGUUGUGUCCAGUUUGUGAGAAAGCAGGUAGAAUAUUUAAUCAAACUUUCUUAUUAAUAAUCAAAACUGGUAUAUUAAUAUAAAUGUAGCAUUUCUGAGCAAGACUCCCUCAUAGCUCCUCAAGGCUUUUUCCUGUGGCCUUCAUGGAAUUUAGCCUUCGAAAGUGAAUUUACAUUCUAGGAAACGAGUACCAUUUCCAACUACCUUGUCCUUCUCCCAGUGGGUUGGAAGCUCAGUGGAGAGUUUGGGUCAGUGUACAAAGACAAAUGCUCUCCAAGAAACCCUUAAAAUCACACUAAACAUACUUUUAUUAUUUCUAAAUUGCCAAUGGUUUUCCUGAGCUAUUUAAAGAUCCAAACUCGACUUACCCAACCACCACCAGAGCAGAGCUGAUACCUCUAAAACAUCAAUUUAGAUUAGUGGUCUAUAAAACAUUGUCUUGUACAGCACUUCUCUGCUUUAACCCCUUAACUGUGCAUCACAUUCAGUAAUGUUCAACAGGUGCACAUCACAUCCUGAGAUAUUUCUGGGGGGAGCCCCUUGUGGCUCCCUGAAGCUAUACACUAGAUGGUUUCCAUGUACCUGGUUGCAUCAGCUGUGGAUUUCUAUCGGUGUAGCACCAGAAUCUGGCUCCUACAGAGGCACAGGGAGAGGUGACAUUUCACCACCUCACCGGGCAAGGCAACCAGAAAGUCAGCGAGUCAAAACAGACCACUGUUGGAUUCAAAAAGAGAUCAAAGCCUCAAAACCCACAUAAUGAGAUCCCCCUGAACUAUGUAGACAAACAAUCAGAUGCUCUCAAAACUAGCUAGAGCUUCUUUGCUCCACUUCCCCCACUAGGGAGGUGUGGUGGGGGGGGGGGAGUGGCUCACCACCUUUCAGGGUCUUAGCUGUCGGUUCUGUCACUAAUGCAGCGGUUCUUGGGUUGUCUCUGCUCCUUGUGGGCUCCUCUGUUCUGCUAAAUGGUGUGGUGCUUACCCUUGGUGGCCUUUUCCUGUACACUGCAGAGUAGUGUUUAGUGUUUAGAGUAGUAGCCUAGUUUUUAGAGUGCUUGGAGCUGCAUGUGCUCAUAAUUACUUUCCCUGUGUGCUCUCUAACACUUCUCUUGCAUUACUAGAGUUAUUUUCUCUGGAGUGUUCGGGAGUCGCUCUCUCAAAGGUCCUCCCCAUUUGUGGUGGACCUCAUCUAGGGUGAAUCAAAGGUCUUGUGGCUUCUUUGUCUUUACCCUAAUUGGGUGCAACUUUGGCUGGCAGGGUGCAGUAGUGAUUUGUGGGCUUUCUUCAGUGCGCCAAGGUUGACCUUCACAGUUGUGUAACCAGAGCUGUGUCAGCUUACUUUUAGGUACAGUGUAGCGUCCCUAGUGCCUGGGUGUUCUGCUUUGCUUACCCUUCAGGACCUGGAGGGAUAGGUUUAGUGAUCCUGAACCCUGCAGGUUUAGUGGUCCUAUGGAUAUCCCAAUGAAUGUGCUCUCACUUUGUAUAAGUUUGAGGGAUGCUUGUCAUUCAUGCCAUACAACAACAAUCACUCAUUUUGCCUCCGUUAUGCUACCUGUAGGGUCGGUGACACCUUUGAUGCUGAGUUCUGUGGGAUUUGCUCUCCCCUUGUGACUUUUCUUUUAAACCCUCCUGAUGAGGUUACUGUUUACCAGGCAACGAUGGCUUUGUGUAUUAAUUUCGCUAUCUUGCAGUGGUCUAGUUUGUGACCUUUUCGAGCAUACCAGGAGAGGGUUCCUAGAGUUCUUCUACUCCCUGAGCCCAGCCUGGGGUCAAGAUUGACUUUUGAUUUGGAUGCCCUGGAGCUGUUCCGUUUGGUGUUUACGGACCUGGAAUUAGAGGUGUUGGUAACCUCCACCUUGGCUCAGUCCGUACCACCUCCUCCUUCCCCUUCUGGCAUGGUUCAAGCUUCUUCUGAUCUUUCACUCCCUGCCUUCCCAUGAUUGCAGCCCUGAAGCAUCUGAGGGUUUACAGGACAGGGCAGGGGUUUAGCUCAGAAUAUGGCUCAUGCAGGUCCAAGGGGUUGCCCCCUUCCAAAUUGGGCAUGGAGGCAGUUAAGUCAGCUAGUCCUGCAGAGGCUUCAGGGUUUUCCUUUCUGCCUACCCUCUUCCCCCCCCCUCCAUUCCUUCCUUUGAAGCCUCUCCCUUUGAAUCUGCUUUUCUAUCUCUGCCAUUGGGCAUAAAUACCUGCUCUGUUCUGUGGCCCUUAAUUGCAGCUUCUGGGGCUUUGGUGGAGUCUGAUAUGGGCCCAUGGGUCCCUUUCGACUCUAAAUGGUUGCUGGGUCUCUUUAAGGAGAGACUACUUAGAGAGACCCUCCCCCUCCCCCCAGCUCCCCCUCCCCUUUUGUAUGGGGUGAGGAGUUUUUGUAUCCUCCAUCUCUGGGUAUGAUUUGGGUGUGGCAUUCUCCAGGGUUUGGUUAUGUAUGUUUUUGGGCCUAAAUGCAGAUCUUUAUGAAGAUAAUUGUUGUGAUUAUUUUAAAUUGAGCCAUAAGUUUAAAGCAGAAGCUGCUCCACAUAGUAAUGAAUUGUGAACUUAAGACCUAACUUAAACAAACCAUGAUACAGUAGUAAGAAAUUAUUUAAUUUGAAUUUGUUCUUAUAUUAAUGUCCCAAUAAAUACAUAGCUGCUGAAAUAUUUUAGCAAAAUUACCAGUUAUGUUCAAAAACAUUUAAGUUUGCCUUUGUUUUUCCAAGAUUUUUGGAUAAUAUAAAUACAAAUUAUGAAGUGUUGCUAAUUAAAGGGUCAUUCCAUGUGAUUUCAUCAAAGUCCACCCACUCGACCCUUUCUAAAUCUAAUGAAAUUUUGUAAUAAAGUAGCCGUAGACCCCAAAUGAAGUUGUGCAAAAUAUUAGAGCUCAAUCUGCUUUG